GAGUCAGUGUUAGUAGUGGCACUUUGUUAUUAAGAAUUAUCAUAUGCUGGAGCCUGGGGUUAUAACAAUUCAUAAUUUGGGAAUGUUUGGGGAAGGGUUCGAAACCCAGUAAAGGUUUUAAUCUUCAACUUAAUCAACAAUUUAUUUUUAUUAUUACAUGACAAUUGAUAAUUGUUUUUAACAAAAUCUUAACCUUCAAUAGUUGAUUGAUUAUUAAAAAAACAUUUUAAUUCAUAAAAAUGUCAUUAGAUAACGAGCAAAAUACAAAUAUAAUAAAUGGAGUUAAUAAAACAAGUGAAGAUGAUGAAAAUCAUUUGGUUGAUAAUACUACAGUUGAAAUGACAGUUAAAGGUAAAUCUCGUGGUAAAAAAAAAAAUGCCAAGUCAGAUAUAAAAGUAGAAACAAAAAGAAUAACACGUCGUAGUUGUAGAGGCAUUGAAAAAAUAAAUGACAUUAAAAUAGAACAACAACAACAGUCAACAUUGAACAUGAAAAAACAAAAAGAUACAACAACAAAUGGUGAUGUUGAAAAAUUAAUAUCAGAUGAUAAAACUGUGAUUUCAAAUGGUCAAAAAAAUAAUGAUGAAAUCAUCAAAGAACCAGUUGAUUCUAAUGAAAUAAAUUCAUCAAAAACUCAAGGAUUAAGAGCAUAUAGACCAGCAAGAAGAUCCAUGUUGUCUCUGUCGUCUUCAAGUAUCCAAAAUGAUUCAUAUGGUGAUGCUGAUUUACAGACCAAUGAAUCAUCUGUCCUUGAAGAUAACCAACACACCAAGGAAUCAUCAACAAUAUCAGACUGUCAAGAUCAUUCAGAUGAUUUAAAUAAUUCUACUAGUGCUGUUGAAGCAUUGACAAAGCCAGAUGAUUAUCAAGAAGAUAUUAUUAACAAUGAAAAUUUAAUGACAGAAUCAAACGAGCCAUUGAUAAAUAAAAAUAACAUGGAAGAUCAAUUAAAUAUAAAUAAUAUAUCUACAAAUAUUAAAAAAGAAUCAGUAAAAUUAACUGACGAAAUAAAUAAUUCUCCGGAAAUAAAUGAAAAUGAAUUGUUAAAAAAUAAUGAAGACAAUUCAAUGGAUAAUUUAAAUGACAAUAAAUUAAAAAAUUCAAAUAAUAAUACAUCAAAACGUCGUGGAAGAUCAAGAAAAUCAAAAACAUCACAAAAUCAAUUGAUAACUAAUUUUUUUGUUUCACAAAAAACUGAUGAUAGUGUUCCAGGUACUUCUCGUGAAGAAAUAUAUUUAAAGCAAGAAACAUUUGUAGAUACAACUGAUGAUUUUCCAAGUGAAGAACAAAAUGAUCAAUUAGAUAAUGAAGUUGUUAAAAAAUAUCCAAGUAGAUCAAAGAAAAGAAAAAUAAAUAAUUCAGAUGAAACAAAUGAAAAUAUUCCAACAUCUUCUCGUAAAAGAACUCGUAAAAAUACAGAUGAAGUUGAUGGUAAAGGUCUGAGUGAAUCAGAUACUGAAGAUGUAUCAAAAAAAGAAAAAGAUAAUAAUGAUAAACCAUAUAAACCACGUGAACGUACAAGAAAAACUCCAAAGACAACAAAAAAAUCAUCUAAAAAUACUGUUAAAAAAUUAACAAAAUGUGGUAAAUGUGAAAAAGAAUUUGAAAAUUGGGAAGAACAUAAUUUGCUUGAUCAUCAUUUAAUAGGCUGGCGUGAUGGUGAAGAACAACCAAAUUUAUCUGAUGUAACAGUUUUGCGAGAAAUAAAAAGAGCAUUGGAUAGAGAAAAAAAUAGAAAACGUAGAAAAUAUACAUGUGAUAAAUGUCCAGAUGUUGUUUUGACAAGUCCCGAGGGUUUUGUAUCACAUAUACGUUUUUGUGGUAAAUCAGAAGAUGAAUUAUUAGCACUUAAAUGGGAGUGUCCAUUGUGUAAACGUUUGUAUAAUCCAAGUUCACAAUAUGCACAUGAAAGAUCACAUAAAUUACGUGAAGAAAAUGCAAAAAAAAAUGAGCUGCAAUCACAAAUUGAUGAUGAAAAUGAUGGUAGAUGUAAAAGAACAGCUGCUAAAAAAGCAGCAACAAAAAUAACUGAAUUUGUUGAUCUAGUCAAAGACAAUAAAGAUGAUAAUAAAAAAACAAAAUUAAAUAAAAUAACAAUGAUGAAAGAAAUGAUACCAGAUAUAAUGCCACCAAUUAAAAUUCCUCCAGUAUUAAUUAAAACAUGGAAAUCAUCACUUGAAAAAAAAAAUAUAGCAUGUUGUCAUCAAUUUAAAUGUAAAUUUACAGCAGAUAGCUUUGAUGAAAUAUGUAGACAUUAUUCGGAAUGUAAACUAGCACCAGUUGUUUAUUUUAAAUGUAAAAUAUGCAAAGAUUUUUCUGGUCAUAAAUUCGAAGUUGAAAAACAUAUACAAGAUGAUCAUAUUAAAAAAGAAAAUAAUGAAGAUUCUGAUUUUGUUGCUAGUGAUAACAGUCGUGUUAGUGAUGAUGAUGAUGAUUAUGAUUAUGAUAAUGAUAAAGUUACAUCUAAAAGUAAUCAACAUAGUAAAAUUUAUAAACCUGUAAAAACAAUUGGACGAGCAAAUUUUUUAACAUCAAUUGGACCAGUUCAAUCAAAAAAUUUACAUGCUACUUAUACACCAGCAUUACAAUGGACCAUGGAUUUUGAAUUUGAAAAUUAUCAAUCAUCAUUAUUUCAAGAUUUAAAGCCAAAUAAAUUUAACAUUGUAAAUGAUGAUAAUUUAAUUGAAAAAUAUUUACCACAAUUAAAACUAUCAAUGUCAAUGAAAAAUGAAAAUAAUAAAUCAUCCAGUGAAUGGAAAAAAUGGAAACGUUUUGAGUCUGAUAUUGUUGAUAAAGUACCAUCAUUUUUUACUGGUGGUCCAGUUUGGGCAAUGGCAUGGUUACCAAUACCAUCAAUACUAUAUGAAGAUGAACCAAAUCAAUAUCUUGCAGUAAGUACACAUCCAAAAAUGGAGGAUACAUAUCAAGUAUCAAAAUCAUAUAAAUUUAAAAAUUCCAUUCAAAUAUGGAACAUUGGACAUAUUUCAAUGAAUUCUUCAUGUGUUUUAUCAAAACCAGAAUGUAGUUAUAUACUUGCACAUGAAAAUGGUACAGUAUGGUCAAUGGAAUGGUGUCCAUCUGGUACAUAUGAGAUGAAUAAAACAAUGGGCCUACUUGCAACUGGUUCAUCUGAUGGUUGUGUACAUAUUUAUUCAUUACCAUUUCCAGAAACACUAGAAAAAACUACAAAUAAUCCUCCAGUAUUUAUGUCACCACCAGUAAUGACUCUUCACAUUAAUCAAGACUUGGAAAAUGCAACAAAUAGAAAUUGGCAAUGUUUAAAAAUUUCUUGGUCAAAAACUAAUGGACAUAAUAUUAUUGCUGCUGGUUUUUCAAAUGGUUAUGUUGCAUUAUGGGAUUUAAGUAUGAAAUCAUCAUUAUUAUUAUCAAAUAUUAAAGGUAAAACAAUACAUUUAGAUGCAUUUAGACAUUUUUAUGCUCAUGCACAUGCUGUUAUGCAUGUACAAAUAAUACCAAUUGAUGGUGAAAGAUAUAUAGCAACUGUUGGAAUGGAUAGAGAAACAAAAACUUGGGAUAUUGAAGAUAUAAGUGCACCAAUGGAUUCAAUGAAAAAAGGUGUUGCUGUUAAUGGUGCUUAUAUAACACAUUGGCCAGCAUUAUUUACAUCUUAUGAUGAUGCACUUGGUCUUGGUCAUACACAAACUUAUAUGGCUGUUGUACGAGAAGCAUCAUUACAUGGUGAACAACGUGUUACACCAUUGUUACCAACAAAUUCACCGUGUUAUGGUAUUGCAACAUCUGAUUGGGCAAAUGGUGUUUGUCAUAGUACUCUUGCUGGUGAUAUUACAGCAUUAUUUCCAGGUCAACUAUUAUAUGUCAAAGAUUUUGAUAAAUUAUCAAGAAAAAGAUGGCUUGUUACGUCAAUUGAAACUGUUGAUUUUAAUAAACUCAAUGGUGAUGCUAAAGUUGAUGAUAAUAUUGAUGAUAAUGUUGAAGAUAAUGUUGAUGCUACAAAUAAAAAAAAUAAUAAAAAAAAAGAUAAAAAUAAUAAAUCUAAAAAAGAAUAUGAAUAUGGUCCAGAAUAUUAUGAAGAAUGUCAUGAUAAAUUUGGUAUUAUUUUUAAAGAUGAUUUAACUAGAAGUAAUAUGAAAUUGUCACCAAGUAAUCGUAAAAGUGCCAUUAAUUCAGAUGCAAUGAAUGCAGCUCCAAUUGAACAGUAUCCAUUUACAUCAAUUAAUAGACUGGCAUGGAAUUCAAAUGCUUGGAGUUAUCUUUGGCUAGCUGCUGGUUACCAAAAUGGCCUAGUCAGAUUGUUGUCUUUAAAUACAAUGUCAAUGAGUAACACAAUUAAAAAAAUUUUACCUGCUCAUGUAAAAAAAAUGUCGUCAAAGAAAAAAUUAAAUUCUAGUGAAUCAAUUAUUGAUAUAAAAAAUACAGAUUCAUCAUGAUAGCUUUAAAAAUAUAAAAAACAAAAUUACUUUUAAAUUUUUAAACAAUCAAUUAAUUGACAUGAUAACUUGUUAUUAAACAUUUUAUGUAUAAACAAAAUUUUAUUAUAACUUUUAAAUGUUAGUUAAAAAUCAAUGUUAAAAAUUAUUUUUUUUAAAACAUCAAUGAAAUGAUUAGUAAGCUAAUGAUAAAUGAGCAUUUUAAUAUUUAACAAAUAUGAAUAAAUUAUUUAUAAAUUUAAUAUUAUUCGA
Aphidius gifuensis is the source of this 4661-nucleotide messenger RNA. RefSeq lists its product as uncharacterized. The record is from RefSeq and is a predicted model, not a curated record. The coding region runs from base 240 to 4409 and encodes 1389 amino acids. Gene Ontology annotation, biological process: transcription by RNA polymerase III. Gene Ontology annotation, cellular component: transcription factor TFIIIC complex. Lineage: Eukaryota; Metazoa; Arthropoda; Insecta; Hymenoptera; Braconidae. The transcript is spliced from 4 exons. Gene Ontology annotation, molecular function: protein binding.